CCCCCAUAGCUGCCCCCGCCUCCGUGCUCUUCCUUGGCUGCCCGCGGGUGGGGCUGAGCUGGGGCCAUGAGGCGCCGCCCCCUCGUUGUCCCUCCCUCCUCUCUCCGUUCCUAAAUCCUGCCCGGUCUCGUGGGAGGGCGAAGGGCCGCGGGAAGCGCCUCUCCCGCACGCCGCCUCCCCCUCGGGAAACUGAGCGCUCUGGUCUUGAGGCACCUCUCGGCCUUCAGCUCUCCCGUGCCCGGCGAUCUCAGCGGUUUCAGUGCACAGCUCUCUGCUGCCUGCCCUGCCUGGGUAGUCCCGGCGCUGGCGUCUGGAAAGAGCUGGUGGGUCGUGGCCCCGAGCCUUAAUCCAUGAGCGCCUCUCACCGAGGCGCUGGUAACGGGGAUUUCAAAUCUGAAGAUUUUGGUUGGCUACUCAGAUGUCUUUAGAGUAUCUUUGAAGACAGGUGUGGCAAGUUACAGCUUUGGCUGUUAAAAUGUAUGGUAAAAUGCCAUUACCUCACAUGUUUCUGGGGGCUCUCCUUGGAGUUGCAGGGGGAUUCUACAUCUAUAAACCAAUAUUUGAACAAUAUCACAGAAAACAGAAUAAAUUAAAAGAAAAGCUGCAAGCACCAGAAGUAGAAGAGAAGAAAGAAUAGCAGAGAUUACAUGGAGCUGCUUGGUGAUAUUGGCUUGGACACUGUAGACUUUUGUUCUGAGAUCAAAACAAAAUAACAUAGUCUGUUCUUCAAAAUGAAACUGGUUUAUCUUGGUGAAGAAUAAAUAUGCUUUUUAAUUAAUGUAAA
Molecule: messenger RNA, 784 nt
Organism: Chelonoidis abingdonii (Abingdon island giant tortoise)
Lineage: Eukaryota; Metazoa; Chordata; Testudines; Testudinidae
Gene: PIGBOS1
Product: PIGB opposite strand 1
Source: RefSeq, a predicted model, not a curated record